AUGUUGAAAUACACGGUGAAAAAAUAUUGCUCCGAGGGAAGCAAGUUUAAUCAAAUUAUUAUGGUGGUACUAAUGGUUCUUCCAGUCUUCUCUUACGGGACAGCGGUUGGAUGGCUCUCCCCGAUGGGACCUAAACUCAUGUCCGAAGACACCCCAGCUGCGAAGCCAGUGCAUCCUGACGUCAUAUCAUGGAUGGCUUCAGUUCCGUACCUUGUAGGAACGCCGGCUGUUUUCUUGUUUGGUUUUAUCGUUGAUAAUUUCGGAAGGAAAAAGGCAUUAAUGCUGACAUCUUUAUCUAUGGCGGUAUGCUGGUCUCUAAAGAUUUACUCAAGUGAAACAUGGGCAUUAAUAUUAGCACGAGCGAUCGUCGGAUUUGGUGUCAGUGGCUCCUAUGUAGUCACACCUCUAUACAUAAAGGAGGUCAGCGAAGAUUCCAUAAGAGGGACUCUCGGUAGUUUAGUGGUGCUGUCCCAGAACUUGGGGAACCUGCUGGUAUACAUCGCGGGGGAGUAUUUGUGCUAUAACACUACGCUGUGGUUGUGCCUAUCGGUGCCUCUGCUACAUUUGCUGAUCUUCGUCAUUAUGCCAGAGACGCCCUCAUAUCUACUGAAGAGUGGCAAAGUUGAGGAAGCGAGGGCAGCGUUGGCAUGGCUGCGAUGUCGCCAGCAAUCUGACACGGCGGUGGACAAUGAACUGCAGGCAUUGCUUCUCGAGAUGCAGCAGGAAAACUCUGCACGGUUCUUUGAAGUUUUAAAAAUUUUAGUGUCGGACCGCAGCACCUUUCGCGCCUUCCGCAUAACACUCACCAUAACACUUGCGCGGGAGCUAUGUGGCUGCCUUGCAGUACUGCACUUCGCCUCGUUGAUCUUCAGCCAGGCCAGCUCCAGCUGGGUGUUAACCGCUAACCAGCAGGCCACUAUGUUGGGUGUUGUGCAAUUAGUUGGUUCGUUCACCGCUUCGAGUUUGGUGGAGAGGAUUGGUAGAAAGCCGUUGCUGGGCGCGACGUGCCUGGUGUCGGGCGCAGCGCUGUGCGCACUGAGCGCGUGGUUCUGGCUGCGUGGCGCCGGCGCGGCGCUGCCGCUCGUCCCCGUUGUCGCGCUCUGCCUCUGCAUCUACUGCGACGCCGCCGGCCUGCAGCCCGUGCCCUUCGUCAUCAUGACCGAAAUGUUCUCCUUCCAACUCCGCGGUACUGUGACGUCUAUUGUGAUCGCCUUCGCUUGUGCCUUAGUGUCGAUAGAGCUAAGAGUCUUUCAGCCGUUAGCAGCCUCUAUAGGCUUGCAUUUUGUCUUCGGUAUAUUCGCGACGGUCUGUCUCCUCAGUACCGUGUAUAUCGCUUGCUGCGUUCCCGAAACGAAGAUGAGAACUACGGAAGAGAUAUACGCAGAGUUGGGGGGUAAGGGAAAAGGAAAGUGGACGGAGAACAAGAAACAAAAAGAUUGUGAAGCGUCUGUGACUAAAUUGUAA
Messenger RNA from Parnassius mnemosyne (clouded apollo), 1464 nucleotides. The record is from the annotation of a GenBank genome assembly. Lineage: Eukaryota; Metazoa; Arthropoda; Insecta; Lepidoptera; Papilionidae.